This is a messenger RNA of Manihot esculenta (cassava), 2010 nucleotides long. RefSeq lists its product as uncharacterized. Lineage: Eukaryota; Viridiplantae; Streptophyta; Magnoliopsida; Malpighiales; Euphorbiaceae. The transcript is spliced from 2 exons. The record is from RefSeq and is a predicted model, not a curated record. The coding region runs from base 151 to 1668 and encodes 505 amino acids.
UUGCUGCUGCUCUCUCUCAUUUUAAAGCCCAAUCCACUUGCCCAAAAUUUGAACAGCCUGCUCUAUCGCCAUUUUCCCUCCCAAUGCACGCCGAUGGGAAAGUAAACAAGAAACUGGAAACAAGAGCACACCCACCAAGUGCUCUACGAAAUGCCAAAAGAGAGAACUUCCAGAAAAUCCACCACUUCCACUACCGCACAGUUACAGCAUAAACUAACCACUCCUCUACGUCGGUCCAACAGAUUAAUCCAUCAACAGCGCUAUCUGAAUGCUGAAAACCCAAAACUUUCCAACAUUCACGCAGAUAACAAGCAAAAAGCAUACAAGGAGCUGAGAAAAUACGAUGGAAAGCCAUCGAUUGGCACGAAUCCCGUUCUUGGGUUGAGAAGAUCUCCGAGGUUUAGUAAGAGGGUGGAGGGCGUUUCAAAUAUUCGGCGGUCUUUGAGGCUUUCUUUACUGGGAAACUCUGCUGCGUGUAAUGAGAAGAGUGAGCAUGAUAAGUCGAAUAUGAGCAGUGAGAGUGAGUCAAGCAAACUCAGACAUUCUGCUUCACAUAAAUCAACGAGUAGCAAGUCUAACAAGAAACCUAGCAAUCGUGUUUUGGAUAAAUCUACAGAUUAUAAGGCGGUCUUGCUGAAUAAAGAAAAAGAGAAAGUAGGUUCGGAUUCGUGUGAUGAGAUUGUGCAGAGAAUUGACAGGAGGACUCAGGGUUGUGAUUUUGAGGUGGUCAUGGGACUUAAAGCAGCCCAAGGGAAAUUUGCUUUUGAAAGAAGUCAAGGGAGUAGGGUUAUUAGGAAGAGGAAGAGAGAAGAAGAUAGUUACGGAAGUGUUAAAGGGUGGACAAGGGAGCAAGAAGUGGCAUUGCAGAAAGCUUAUUUUGCUGCCAAGCCCACUCCUAAUUUCUGGAAGAAGGUUUCUAAACUGGUGCCUGGAAAGACAGCUCAAGAUUGCUUUGAGAAAAUUCACUCUGACCAUAUAACUCCACCUCAACCUUUGCCUCAAUCAAGGACGAAGAGAAUGAGCUCAUCGCCCCUGGGAUGUUUUUCUCUCUCUGCUGGCAAAUUGCUUAGCCCUUCUGAUUUGAUGGUUAAAAGGUCAACUUGUUAUAAACAGAAAAGUCGUAUUGCACAGAGAACUGUUAGACAAUUGCUGCAAAAGCAUAACCGCAAGGACCAGAAUUAUGAAGCAGACCUAUUCUCCAUUCUUGAACCCAAUGUGAAUCCAUCUGGACAUGGUUCUCAGCAGAAUGAUGUUUCCACCCCACAGCAUUUACAAGAAAAACAGGGAUUUCUUCAGAAGUGCCAUGAGAGAUGUUCUGGUCAGAAAAAGCCACUCUCUAGAUUUAGAAGUUCAUGUUGGACAGACCUUGUUAGUCCCCCAGUACUGAAGCAGGUAAAAAACAGGGCCUUGCAUGAGAAAUAUAUUGACCAGUUACAUUGCCGGGAAGCUAAGAGAAAGGCAGCAUGUGCACGAGCAGGAAAAGAGAAUAGAGGGCAGGCCAAUGUUCAGAAAAUAGAUGUGGUUAGAGCAGCAAAAAAUGCCUUGGUUUCUGAUGCAAGAGAUGCUAUUAAUAAGCUCCAAGAUCUGCAAACUGAUGUGAAGGGCGACUCUACCGAUUUAGACGAGGAUAGAGUCAUUAACAGUGAUGAUGAAAUUGAUGGUUUCUGACAUUGUUCUAAGAAUGAGCAGUGGUAACAAUAUUCUACUAGGAUUUUAAAAUUUCAAAUGUGUAAAUGCUAAUUCUUUGAUCUCUGUUUUAGAAAAGGAACCUUCAUCUGAGUCAGCGGUUAAAGUUGAGGAGUUUUUCCCAGUUUAACUAGUGUCCUUGGGAGACAUCUGAUAUCAAGGUUUGCUAAUUAAAUCAAGCAAACUAGGACUUAUCACUAUAGAACCUGAGCAACUUUGAAAUAUAAUGUUUUAAAUAUGUGAUUCUUUAAGAUUUUAAAUGAAUUCUAGGAAAACAAAUGAGUCCUUAAGAAUUUAUUAGUAAUUUAAUGUUUGUCUUUUAUG